AUGUCGAUCGCGGUAAGCGAUGGAUCACUUCAGAUAAAUGGGAUUAGACCAGAAGGCGAAAAUCAAUUGACUCGUCAACUUUUUCAAGAUUACACAAAUGAUGCCUUCAAAGAGCCAAGGAAAGAAAAAGAGAAAGCCGACUGUGAAAAUGAUGACGAAAAUGGAGAACAGAGCAUUGCUUCAACAUCAAAAAGAUCAAUCAUCGAAAGCAAUGGACUUCAUUAUACAAUUCAUCAAAUAUCUACAGAUAUUCAACCACCAUGCGAACUAGGCCCCAGCGAAAGUUCCCCAAAAAAUGAUCGAAAUGAAGAUUCCGAUGAUGCCCAAAUGUUUUCGUCGUUAGAUUUCAUGUUGCUGAAUAAUAAUCUAAACGAACUUUUGCAACAACAAUUGAAUCAAGAACUUCAAAGAGACACCGGCUCACCCAAUUCGGUCAAUAUACGUACAUCGCCAUCUCCUUGGAUGCGAAAUGCAGGCCGUAAAAAGAGUCAUCCAGUUUGGAAUUUCUUUCGAGAUCUCAAGGGUGUCGAGGGUACAACUGGAGGCGUUAUGUGUCUCCAUUGCGAAUGGACAGGCGAUGAUCGCUCACCAAAUAAUCUAAGGACUCAUCUCAAGCGUUGCCAUAUGAUCGACGGAAUUUAUCAACGAUUCUCAGCUAAGCUCGCCGUUACUCCAACACAACCAUACGUGAAAAGAGCUCGAGCUGGGACAGGGACGAGUGGAGCCGACACUCCGAUGACCCCACAACCAUUGGCUACUGGCACUGAGCAAGCGACGGAUUUGGCCAAGAAACCAUUUUCUUUUCUUGAGUCGAUUCCAAAAAUUAAUGAAGUGCUAAAUAUUUCGGCUGGCUUUACCGCGACAACCAAGGAAAAUGAAAAUGUGGAGCAAAUACUGGGAACGCACGAGGUUCCUUGUGCUCCUUCCGGAUCACAUGGUGAUGAUUCGCCUAUCCAAGCCGAUGAUUGUUCUUCUUCUGAAGGGAUUCCUUCUGCAAACUCUCCACCAAAUAUUCCCGUGAAUCCCUUGAGUAGUCUAUUAUGUUCCGUUGCCGCAAAUCCACUUGCCUACAUGACUGCCAUGCAAGCUUUAGUCGGGUCAUCCUCCCUUUUGCAGCAAUAUCAGUUGAGGGCUGCGUCAAGUGCAGUUUGUGAAAACAUAGCCCUACCAACCCCAAUCGGCCCAGCUUUAUCACCAAGUUCUGCAUUCACAUUGAACGAAGGUUCAUGUGUGACGCAGUUGAUGAAAAUGGCAAUCGAUUUAGAUCUAACCAUGUCAUAUCAUCGACGAAGAGGCGAUGUUGAGAUGUGUUUUGAGAGUAACCGAACGGCCGAGAAAAGCGGCGCUCGGGGCAAAGUUUUGUGUUUAACGGAUUGUGGACGAGAGAUACGAGUGACCGAGCGCACAAAUGGAAACGUGACCGAGUCGGAGUUGUGGACAAAGACUGAUUUCAGUCAAUUUCAUUGGGCGAUUCGGGGUCGAUGUCAGAAACUUUUGCUCCGA
Molecule: messenger RNA, 1503 nt
Organism: Mesorhabditis belari
Lineage: Eukaryota; Metazoa; Nematoda; Chromadorea; Rhabditida; Rhabditidae
Source: the annotation of a GenBank genome assembly